Molecule: messenger RNA, 2299 nt
Organism: Eurytemora carolleeae
Lineage: Eukaryota; Metazoa; Arthropoda; Copepoda; Calanoida; Temoridae
Product: myb-like protein X
Exons: 13
Coding region: 39-1799 (586 amino acids)
Source: RefSeq, a predicted model, not a curated record
AGUGUCCUGGCGUACACUGAUGGAAUUUAAUAUUGAAUAUGGUUCCUGAAUUCCUUGUAUUCCUUGUAUUCCUCUCUGCCUCUAUGUGCCAGGAACCCGGAAUACAAGAAGACAGAGUAAAGUUUGGAACAAGAUUAUCUCAAGCUAAAAGCAGGUGUAUUCACUUUGCAAACUGUCAGUUUGGAAUCAAUUCUGAUUCAGAACCCACAACUGGAAAAAGUGAACCCAUACUUACAUCAAUCUCCCCUUCCAGUAGAAAACAUAAUUCAGUUCUCAGGGUGUUUAACAACACUGGGUUAACCGUUAGGAUAAACUCAAGAAGAAAGAAAGUAAACGUUCAACAAAAAAUCAACAAACCAAAUAAAACAUCAAUAAAAAACAAAUUUGAGAGAAACAGGACUAAUAACAGAAAACAUAAUAAGAAAAGACCGCCAACAAAAUUGACAGAAGUACCAACUGUGCUAUUCAACACUAAUGAAGAUAACCUAGAUACCAAAGUGUCAAUAAAUACUCCUGAAAAGGAACUGAGCAGUAAUUCAUUAAAGGAUGGUGAAAUCAAACGAAAUCCUGUUAAAGAUGUUGAUAAAGAUAUAAAUAAAAUUAAUGUUGAAGUUCCAGUGAAAAAUCCUGCAAAUGCAAUUACCAGUGAACGCAGAAACAACAGCUCAUCAAUAUUAUCAGAAAUCAAAGAAGCUAUAAAUCUUGAGUCAUCAACAAAGCACCAAGAUAUUUUGGAUAAAACAUCAGAUUCGGAAGAUUCAGUUCAGAAAUUACCUCAAACAUCCAAUCCACAACAGCGAGGUUCAAGAAGGAGGGAAAACGGAUCCAGACGAAUUUCUGGAUUUCUGUCAAUCAGGACAAAUCCACUAGAAAAUAGUCGGACGAUGGUUCAGACAAAUGCUAAGAAGAUGCGCGAUCCUGCAACCAAAAUCCUAGAUCUAUCAACUUCGGAAGGAAAUUUAGGCGAAACAGUUACAAACUCACCAAACACUGGAUUGGAAGAAUCAAUAACAGUGAAAAUUGAUCAGCAACAGGGCAGGAAGAACGAUGAUGAGUUUUCAAGAAAAAACAAUGAAAGUAGACUUGAAGAGGAGACAAUCCAAUCCACACCGUCAGCACCAAGGGACUUAGAUUCCUCAACGUUAUCAUCUGAAAUAAGCAGGUUUUUCUCGGCCUCUGUUACGAUACGCCCAUUGCAGCGUACAACAGCAACAACAACAGCUGCAACAACGCAAACAGUAACUACAUCAACAGCUGCACCAGCACAAACAGUAACUAAAUCAACGGCAGCAACAACACAAACGUUAGAAACAACAACAGCAACAACAGCCCAAGAAGUGGAAGCUACAACAACAACUAGAAUAGUAGAUCUGGAAACAACAACACUUCUUUCAUCCUUUACUUCCACAACUUCUCAAAAUAGAUUUGUGCCUCUACCUACAAAUCGUGAAAAUAGGGUAAUGGCACCAGGAACAAUAACUGAAUCUAGUGUUCAGCAGAUUCUAGAUUCAACAGCAGUCCCUUUAAAGUUUAGAAGAAAAAUGAAGAUGAAUUUAUUACCUACAAAAUCCCAAGGGUUGACUGAUGGCGCUAAUAUAGAUGAAAAUAUAAAUAAUAUCGAUGAUAAAGCUUCAAACCCUGUUGGAACAUCAGCAUCAAACAAUGCAGAGGAAACCAUUGAAUCGCUGAAACUCAAGUGUAACCAAAAUUUAGAAUCCUGCGUCACAAGUUGCGUACCCUUGGAAGAUGUUUAUGCGUACUCAUUGUGCGUAGUGGAGUGCGCUCAAAAUUGCAGUUAAUAUUUGUUCUUAUCAGUGAUAGGCGCGUAAAAGAUACAGUGAUAACCAGACAACUGUAGAAUAGGAAGACGACAUUACAGUAUAAUGAAUUGCAUUUGAUGGUGUUCCAAAGCAAAAAGCUUUACUAGAAAGUUAUUAAAUAAUUUUCUAAGUGAAAUUGGCCUGUUUACACUGCACAUUUUCUCUACCUUAUGUUCAUUUGACUCUUUAAAGUCAAACCUUUGUCUCAAAGUCGACUUUCUAUUCCAAAGUUCUGGUUAUCACUGUAUAAAAUCUAAUUGAUUACAGAAACUGAAUUUUCGAUUCAACCUUUAAUUUUCUAAUCUCUAUAUCUUCGCAACCUUUAGUCGUAGACCUUUGAUAUUUCAAACCAGCAUCAGGUUGCGCAGAUAUAGGGUUUUAGAAAUUAUAUUUUGAGGCUGUGUUCAGUUCCAUUUAAAGAUUAUUUGUAGGUAUGCUACAUACAAGAUUUUAUAAUAUACUUAAUAAAUAAAGAUAUU